AUGGCUCAAGGAUACGCCGUCUUUAUCGGCCUCGUUGUCAUUGCCGCCCUGUGCGUGGCAUCGUGGUUCCUUGCUCCCAAGGGCGAAAACCAAGUACUCUGGCGAUCCUCUGCUAUCCUGGCCAUCGUGAGCUGCUACCUUAUGUGGGCGAUUACGUUCCUCGCCCAACUUCACCCUCUUAUUGCGCCGAGAAAAAGCGGUAUCCGAGAAGAGCACCUCCACUAG
Messenger RNA from Fusarium fujikuroi IMI 58289, 225 nucleotides. Its product is annotated as putative H(+)-transporting V0 sector ATPase subunit e VMA9. The transcript is spliced from 3 exons. Gene Ontology annotation, biological process: proton transmembrane transport; vacuolar acidification. Gene Ontology annotation, molecular function: proton-transporting ATPase activity, rotational mechanism. Gene Ontology annotation, cellular component: vacuolar proton-transporting V-type ATPase, V0 domain. The coding region runs from base 1 to 225 and encodes 74 amino acids. Lineage: Eukaryota; Fungi; Ascomycota; Sordariomycetes; Hypocreales; Nectriaceae. The record is from RefSeq and is a predicted model, not a curated record.